AAGUUUUUAGAUGGUGGCCCAGUUUUUUUCAACGAAAACUUAUGUCGCCUCCUAAAGAUAUGGACGUUAGGGACAUAACGGCUACUCCUAGUUCAAACUUCAAAACCUUAUUUUCAAAAUCUUUUCAUUUUAAUUUUGCGUCUUUUCUUUUCAAGAACACUCCGGCAGCUCUCUCUCUCUCUCUCUUCACUAAAAUCAUCUCUCUCCGAUCAAAGCACAAUUGAUCUCUUUCUCUCUCUCAAUCUCUAAAAAAAAAAAAAAAAAAAUUCAAAUUCAUUGUUGUGUCUUGAAACCUCAAAACAGCUAACCGGAAUCCUCUUGAAGAAACGGAAGAAAGCCUAACCACCAUCUUGGUCUCCCUCAAAAUGGCCCCUACACCUUCUUCUUCUAAAUUAAACCAAACCCGAUCGAUCAAGAGUCCACAAUCUAAACAUCGUCUCAAUUUUACUUCAGCAAGAACCCCAAAUCCACAUCCAUCUCCCAACCCAAACUCAACGGUCAAAGAAACCCCUCAAGGAGACCAUCCCAUUGAAGUUAUUGGUCGGAUUCGUGAUUAUCCUGACAGAAAAGAAAAACCCAGUUCAAUCUUGCCAGCAAAUCCAGAUAACCAGACUCUCCGUGUCCGUGCUGAUAUUGGGUAUAGAGAUUUUACUCUUGAUGGGAUUUCUUUCUCCGACGAAGAAGAUCUUGAUGCCUUUUACAAGAAGUUUGUGGAAUCUAGGAUUAAUGGGGUCAAAUUGGGGAACAAAUGCACCAUUAUGAUGUAUGGCCCAACUGGGUCGGGGAAGAGUCAUACCAUGUUCGGGUGCUCAAAGCAACCUGGGAUUGUAUAUCGAUCAUUAAAGGAUAUAUUGGGAGAGGGAGAAGAAUGGAGUGAAGGAAGUGAUGGGGGGAGAUUAAAGAUGGGCACAUUUGUGCAAGUUACCGUUUUGGAGAUAUACAAUGAGGAAAUUUAUGAUCUUUUGUCAAGUAAUGGUGGAGGCGGAUUUGGAAUUGGCUGGCCCAAAGGUGGAAAUGGAUCUAAGGUAAGACUUGAAGUUAUGGGCAAAAAGGCUAAAAAUGCUACUUAUAUAUCUGGGACUGAAGCUGGAAAAAUUUCGAAGGAGAUUCAGAAAGUGGAGAAGCGAAGGAUUGUUAAGAGUACCCUCUGCAAUGAUCGAAGUUCUAGGAGCCACUGCAUGAUAAUCCUGGAUGUCCCAACUGUGGGAGGACGGCUUAUGCUUGUUGAUAUGGCAGGCUCAGAAAACAUAGAACAAGCCGGGCAAAACACUUUUGAAACCAAGAUGCAGACAGCAAAAAUUAACCAAGGAAAUAUAGCGUUGAAGAGAGUGGUUGAAUCCAUUGCUAAUGGAGAUUCUCAUGUACCCUUUAGAGAUAGCAAGUUGACUAUGCUUCUCCAGGAUUCCUUUGAGGAUGAUAAGUCAAAAAUUUUGAUGAUAUUAUGCGCAAGUCCAGAUCCUAAGGAGAUACAUAAGACUAUCUGCACCCUUGAAUAUGGAGCAAAAGCAAAGUGUAUUGUUCGUGGUCCUUAUACUCCGAUUAAGGAUAAAGUUGGUACUGAUGAUUCUUCCGGUGUAAUCUUAGGAUCCAGGAUAGCAGCCAUGGACCAAUUUAUAUAUAAACUACAAAUGGAGAACAAGCAAAGAGAGAGAGAAAGAAAUGAGGCUCACAAACAGCUCCAAAAGAAAGAAGAAGAAGUUGCUGCGUUGAGAGCACUUAUUGAAGGGAAGGGAUCUGCAGCAAGUGAAGAAGAGAUCAACUUGAAGGUGAAUGAGCGCACAAGGAUGUUGAAACUUGAGUUGGAAAAGAAGUUGGAGGAGUGUCAGAGAAUGACUGAAGAGUGUGUUGAAUUGGAGAGGAGGAGAAUGGAAGAAAGGAUACUGCAACAGCAGCAGGAAGUUGAAAUGCUGAGAAGGCGUUUGGAAGAAAUUGAAUUUGAGCUAUGCCAUGCCAGGGAUGAAUAUAAUGAAGAUAGGUCAAAAGACAUGGAUGAUGAAAGCAGCUUUGCCAGAAGGCUGUUGGGAGUUUAUGCUGAUGAGGAUCCGGGAAUGGUGAAAUCAAUGGAUUUGGACAUGGGUGAUCAACAAGCAUUUGUUCCUGAUGUGAAAUAUGUAGAUAUGGCUGUUCAAAAUUCUACCAGCAUUUGCAUCCAACGUUUGGCCAACUAUCCUCAUUUAAAUAACUUGAACCAGGUGGUUGGUCAAGAUGCUUUCGUGCCAAAAUAUGGUGGCAAAAUAUGUCUGAGCACUGUAUUUGAGGAAGAAGAGGUAGAAGAAGAGGAACAUAAAGAGAAAGUGGAAGAUGACGAAGUGGAGAAAGGAGUGAUAGAGGUAAAGAGGAUUGUUGGUGGGUCUAGCUCUGGAAUAGAUUUUGAUGCAGGCUCUAAAUUUGAGGCCCCUGACCCAUCUAGUGGAAAUUUGGGGCAAGAAAGUUGUUUGAAAGACGAAUCAGAGGGGAGGUGUCUGAGUUCAGGACCGCAAAACGAAUCUGAGAGCGUUGACGCAGCCUCUUCAAGACGGUUAAGAAUCCAGAAUAUAUUUACACUUUGUGGGAACCACAGAGAGCUCUCUCAACAGAUCAGAACUCCAGCAGCGCCCGCAAAAAAGAUGUUUGAAGACAGUAAAGAAAAUUACAAUCCAUCGAAAGAAAGCAAUGAUGCACAAAUUGAAGUGCACGUGAAAUGGGAGGCAACUAAAGGAAAUAAUGGCAAGUUCAUUACAACACUCAAGGUUGUGAGGGAUGCAACACUUGCUGAUCUGCGAAAGCUGAUUGAAAUCCAUCUUGGUGCCGAUAAUCAAGCAUUUUCUUUUCUUGUGCUUGGGGAUCCUAAUGGAGCAACAAUUCCAAAGGAGAAGGAAUCAACAGUCCAGGCCAUCAAACUCCCCAUUUGCAACAACCAGUCACAUGGUCACCUUGCUUGCUUGCGACCAUUGAAUCAUCUCCCAUUAAGCCCUCUUCCAGUGACUCCCCUGGAAAACAAGCUCCCAUUGACUCCCCUGGAAAACAAACUACCACUGGAAAACAAGCUCCCAUUGACUCCCCUGGAAAACAAACUACCACUCACAUGUGAUGGUCUAUCACCCAAACUAGCUCAGCACCUAAAUUCUACACCUUUCAUUACUCUACGAAAACAUUAAUGAAUUAAGGCUGUGAAGUUCACCGAGUAUAUAUAUGCUUAUGUACUCUUUUUGUUUGUGGUUGAAAUGUGAAUUUGUUGAUAUGUGAAGUGACUUUGUAAAGUAAAACAUAGUAAGUAGUAAGUAAUGUUUUGCAUCUUCACCUACA
Messenger RNA from Hevea brasiliensis (rubber tree), 3285 nucleotides. RefSeq names its product kinesin-like protein KIN-10A. Gene Ontology annotation, molecular function: microtubule binding; microtubule motor activity; ATP binding. The transcript is spliced from 6 exons. Gene Ontology annotation, biological process: microtubule-based movement. Bases 366 to 3137 code for a protein of 923 amino acids. NCBI's taxonomy places the organism in Eukaryota, Viridiplantae, Streptophyta, Magnoliopsida, Malpighiales, Euphorbiaceae. Gene Ontology annotation, cellular component: microtubule; kinesin complex. The record is from RefSeq and is a predicted model, not a curated record.